Messenger RNA from Chenopodium quinoa (quinoa), 1318 nucleotides. RefSeq names its product tropinone reductase-like 3. Gene Ontology annotation, molecular function: oxidoreductase activity. The coding region runs from base 86 to 847 and encodes 253 amino acids. NCBI's taxonomy places the organism in Eukaryota, Viridiplantae, Streptophyta, Magnoliopsida, Caryophyllales, Amaranthaceae. The transcript is spliced from 6 exons. The record is from RefSeq and is a predicted model, not a curated record.
AUAAUAGAAGAAAAUGAAAAACCCUUUUUAUUUCACAGAUCAAACCUCCCAAUUUCUAAUCGAUCACCAAACAUAAAAAAAUACAAUGGUGAUUUUUGCGAAAAGAUUCACAGGAAAGGUAGCCAUUGUUACAGCUUCUACUCAAGGAAUUGGAUUUAGCAUCGCUGAACGCCUUGGUUUAGAAGGAGCUUCUGUUGUUAUUUCUUCUCGUAAACAGAAAAAUGUGGAUGAAGCAGUUGAGAAGCUAAAGGGUAAAGGGAUUGAUGUUUUCGGUGUUGCAUGCCAUGUCUCAAAUGCUCAACAAAGGAAGAAUUUGAUAGAUGAAACUAUAAAGAAAUACGGGAAAAUUGAUGUGGUUGUAUCUAAUGCAGCAGCUAAUCCUACUGUGGAUCCGAUUUUAGAUGUACCAGAAUCUGUCCUAGACAAGUUAUGGGAAAUCAAUGUCAAAGCUUCUAUACUCCUUCUCAAGGAUGCUGCACCCCAUUUGACCAACGGCUCUUCAGUGGUUUUCAUCUCAUCAAUUACUGCUUAUCAACCUCCAUCAUCUAUGGCUAUGUACGCAGUGACAAAAACAGCUCUUCUUGGACUUACAAAGGCAUUGGCAGCUGAGAUGGCCCCAAAAACUCGUGUCAACUGUGUUGCCCCUGGUUUUGUACCUACCCGCUUUGCUGAUUUCCUCACAAGCAAUGAUUCAAUUAGGAAGGCUAUUGAAGAGAAGGCACUUCUUAAUCGACUUGGAACCACAGAGGACAUGGCAGCUGCAACUGCCUUUCUUGCUUCUGAUGAUGCCUCUUAUAUCACUGGAGAAACAUUGGUGGUUGCCGGAGGCACUCCGUCCCGCCUUUAAUUACACUUGCAGGCCCUCGCCUUUUUGUCUGCACAGCAUUUGAAACAAGAUUAAUUAAUCCCAAUGUUUAUUGUAAUUUCAUGAUUUUGCAUUUUUUAUAGUCUUAUAGUUAUUGAGGCCAGGAGAGAUCAGAGCUCACAGUAACCCCAGAGAAAUUCCCUCCCAUCUGCUGCUGUUAGGAAUUCCGCCACCUAAAUAAAGGGUCUGGAAGAGCAUGGUUAAUGAAUACAAGAAAUGUUAUGAGAAAGCCGUCUUUGUUCCCCAACAAUCUUAACAAGGGCUGUAAAUCAAGAGUGGCUGUUCAAAAAUAUUCAGAUACAGCAGACAAGAAGCGGUUGUUCAGUUCAUCCUAGAUAUAUUUUCUUUUUCUUUUUUUAAAAAGAAAAAUAAAAAGUUGUUGAAAGGAUAUUAUCACAGAAUAGUGCAUUGUAUUCAUAAAUCUAUUUUGUACCCAAGUUUCUUCGGCCUCAA